AUGCAGCAAUUGCCAUCUCCCGGGCACACCUGCAGUGUGCAAGCCGGCCAUGGGUCCUGGGCUGCUGGGACGGUGUAUGCCCGGGGGCUGCAGGAGGCACCUGGCCAUAUCCAGGCACGGCGGGUGCAAUACCGGGCCAUCAGUCGGGAGUGGCAUGCCUUCCUAGGGUUUCAGGUAUCACUAGGCCCGCGGAAGCGGGGCUGGGGGGAGGGAAAAGGGGAGGAGCCAGCAGCAAAGCGGCAGCGGCAGCAGCAGCCGUAUGUGACUGUUGAGAUGAAAGAGAACUAG
This is a messenger RNA of Aspergillus chevalieri, 288 nucleotides long. RefSeq lists its product as uncharacterized. Bases 1 to 288 code for a protein of 95 amino acids. The transcript has 2 exons. The record is from RefSeq and is a predicted model, not a curated record. Lineage: Eukaryota; Fungi; Ascomycota; Eurotiomycetes; Eurotiales; Aspergillaceae.